Molecule: messenger RNA, 1305 nt
Organism: Vicia faba (fava bean)
Lineage: Eukaryota; Viridiplantae; Streptophyta; Magnoliopsida; Fabales; Fabaceae
Source: the annotation of a GenBank genome assembly
AUGAUGAGUAAUAAGGUACCGUUACCUCGUACUCGAGUUGGGAAGUAUCAGUUAGGGAAGACGAUUGGAGAAGGAAGCUUUGCGAAGGUGAAAUUGGCGAAGAAUGUUGAGAAUGGUGAUUAUGUUGCUAUCAAGAUUCUUGAUCGUAAUCAUGUGCUUCGACAUAAUAUGAUGGAUCAGUUGAAAAGAGAAAUUUCAGCGAUGAAGAUGAUUAAUCAUCCAAACGUUGUCAAAAUAUUUGAGGUAAUGGCAAGCAAAACAAAGAUUUACAUUGUCUUGGAAUUGGUUAGUGGAGGAGAACUAUUUGAUAAAAUUGCUACAAAUGGGAGACUUAAAGAGGAUGAAGCAAGAAGUUAUUUCCAACAACUAAUCAAUGCGGUUGAUUACUGCCAUAGUAGAGGAGUCUAUCACAGAGAUUUGAAGCCGGAGAAUCUUAUGUUGGACACAAAUGGUGUUCUUAAAGUUUCAGAUUUUGGAUUAAGUACAUAUUCGCAACAGGAGGGUGAGCUUCUCCGCACGGCUUGUGGAACACCGAAUUACGUUGCACCUGAGGUGAUUAAUGAUAGAGGUUAUGUUGGUUCUACAUCUGAUAUAUGGUCCUGUGGAGUUAUUCUCUUUGUACUUAUGGCCGGGUACUUGCCGUUCGACGAGCCGAAUCAAAUUGCACUUUAUAGAAAAAUUGGUAGGGCUGAGUUCACAUGUCCGCCGUGGUUUUCGCCCGAGGCAAAGAAACUGCUCAAGGCUAUACUUAAUCCAAACCCUCUCACAAGGAUAAAAAUUCCAGAACUCUUGAAAGAUGAAUGGUUCAAAAAAGGAUACAAGCCAGCAUCUUUUACCGAGGAAGAUGUCAAUGUAGAUGAUGUUGCUGCUGCUUUCAACAAUUCAAAGGAAAAUCUUGUAACAGAGACGAAAGAGAAACCCGUGUCCAUGAAUGCUUUCGAGCUUAUUUCUAGAUCAGAAAGCUUCAAUCUUGACAAUUUAUUCGAGAAGCAAAAGGGAGUUGUAAAGCGCGAAACUCAUUUCACUUCACAACGUCCUGCAAAUGAAAUCAUGUCUAAGAUUGAGGAGGCUGCAAAACCUCUCGGAUUUAAUGUUCACAAGCGAAAUUACAAGAUGAAGCUGCAAGGUGAUAAAAGUGGAAGGAAAGGCCACCUUUCAGUGGCUACUGAGGUUUUUGAAGUGGCACCCUCCCUACAUAUGGUGGAGUUGCGAAAGACGGGUGGCGACACACUUGAGUUUAACAAAUUCUACAAAAUAUUUUCAUCGGGGUUAGAUGACAUAGUGUGGCACAAUGACAAAAAAUAA